Molecule: messenger RNA, 3279 nt
Organism: Osmia bicornis bicornis
Lineage: Eukaryota; Metazoa; Arthropoda; Insecta; Hymenoptera; Megachilidae
Exons: 8
Coding region: 743-3154 (803 amino acids)
Biological process (GO): detection of chemical stimulus involved in sensory perception of smell; sensory perception of smell
Cellular component (GO): plasma membrane
Molecular function (GO): olfactory receptor activity; odorant binding
Source: RefSeq, a predicted model, not a curated record
AGGAUUUAAGAAACUACUUAGCUAGUAAUAUGGAAACUUAAGGAAUUAUGUAAGAUUAAUAAAGUAAAUAUUGAACAAUCAAAUAUUGAAUCCUGUCUUCAAAUGAGGCUGAUUGUGACAAUAAACGUAUUGUGUUACACGGAAUGUGUAUUUAAUUAUGAUACAGAAUAGGUAGAAAUAAUUUCAAAUUUAUAUUGGACGAAGAGGUAACCAGGUACCAGUUUUCUGUUGUUCAUAAUCUUAGAAUACUGUAAGUUAAAUUAUUAGAACCAUCACUGUUCUUACUUACAUUCUUUCUAACAAUGUCUUCAUUUUGUAGAAUAGGCAUUGAUCACAUUCACGAGUGAAUCCACGAGAACGAAACAUAACUUCUUUGUACAGUAACAACAUACACAACUUGAAUGCACCCUGAAAUGCAUGCAUCAGCCUUUUCUUUUAUACUCCAUAGAAAUUACACUCGUUAGAUCGAACUACUUUAAACGACUGCAUUUCAGGAAAUUUAGCCAAAAAGGACGGGAACCUGUUUGCCCUUUACAGCAAUGGGAGUUUGAAACUUUCAACCCUAUCUCUCAAAUUAUCUUGAUAAUACUCAGCAGACAUAAAAAGUAAAGGGUAACUCAGCGGCAAGUAGCAAAGCGAUUACGACUGAAUAAAAUAUGAGUCGAAGAGCGCGAUGCCGUAACAGAAAGAAGACAAUUUAAACAACAGAUACUUUCUUCAUCUGAUGUAGCAUUUUGCAAAAAUGACGACAGCGAAGAACGAGGACUAUACUUACGCGAUGAAACCGCUAAAAAUUCUAUCAUGGGCUACGGGCGUUUGGCCUCUGGAAGUUUACAAAGUUUUUGCGUUUAUACGUUUCAUCUUUGCAAUCGGCAUUUUGUUAUUAAUGAUCCUGGUUCUGAGCGUAGAAGUGUAUUUAGACGGGAGCGAUGCCGAGGCGAAUUUGGAUAUUUUAAUGAUGACCAGCUGUGGUUUCUUAGCGAUAUCGAAAAUGGUGUGUUUCCGAGCUUACUCGGCCGAAUUGUUGUUCAACUUUUCGUCGGCUCAGAAGGAUUACGACGAACUCGAUGAUGAAGAGAAACGGACGAUCGUGCGACGGCAUGCUUACUUGAGCAGAGUAGCCGUUAUUUCGCUAAUAUUAUCUUCGAAUUUCGGGGCAACUUUCAUCACCAUUUUACCCAUUAUACUAGAAACUGAGGAGGAAAAAAACGUGACUACGGAAGAGACAGUAAAAUACCCUAUUCCUUCGGCACAUGUUAUAGAACUAGUCAAGUUUCCAGAGAAUCUGCAAAUGAUCAUUUUCAUUACGGAAUUCUUGAUGUUGUUGAUAAUCAGCAUGGGAAAUAUUGGUAGCGAUGGAUUUUUCUUUGGUAUCGUGAUUCAUCUGUGCGGUCAAGCGGAGGUGUUGAAAAUGGAAUUUAGCAGAAUCGUUGAUGAAAACGGAAAAACUGUGAAGAAUUUUCACGCGUUACUACAGAGGCACAUCUAUUUAUUGCAACUGGGAGAGAUGCUAAGCGACACGAUCAGCGUGGUCUUGGCCAUACAACUGUCAACUAGUUGCAUACUUAUUUGCACAUGUGGAUUUCAGUUUCUCCUCGCUUUACAAGCUGAAAAUAUCAUGUUGUCAGCGAAAACGUUAGUCGUAUUACACGUCUUGAUGACACAACUGUUCGCAUUUAGUUACGUGGGUGAUUACUUGAAGUGCCAAAUGGAUAGUAUCGGAUACGCUUUGUACAAGUGCGACUGGUACAUGCUUCCAUCGAACGUGGCUAAGAAUAUUACAUUCGUGAUAUUAAAAGCUCAGAAACCAGUGCAUCUGGUAGCCGGAAAGUUCUUCGUCGUCAAUCUGGAGGGUUUCAUGAGCAUUCUGAAGACUUCGAUGUCGUAUUUGUCGGUACUCCGCGUAAUGAUAAACAACGAUAGCGAUAAGAUCAACAGACUGUUUCUCGACAUGUUCGAGCAUUCUGUAAAAAUGAAGACGUCAAAGAACAAAGACUUCGCUUACGCGAUGACACUAUUCAAGAUUAUCUCCUGGUCUAUGGGCAUUUGGCCCCUUCAAGUUUACAAUUCCUUCGCCUUUAUCCGUUUCCUUUUCGUGGUCGGCGUUUUGAUAAUAAUGGUAGUGAUCCUGAACACAGAAUUGUAUCUGGAUGGAAGCAAUGCCGAAGCGAAUCUCGACGCUUUAAUGAUGACCGGAUGCGGUAUUUUAGCAGUGUCGAAGGUGACGUGUUUCCGUAUUUACUCUUCGAGAUUGAUCAUCAAUUUUUCCUCGGCUGCGAAAGAUUACAACGAGCUCGACAACGACAAUGAGAAACGAAUGAUCAUGCGACAACACGCGUACAUGGCCAAAGUAACGCUUCUCAGUCUGGUAGUAUCCUCAAAUUGCUGUGCAGCUAUCUUUGCCAUUUUGCCCAUGUUGAUAAGUAAUAUAGAGGAGAGCAACGCGACUACGGAAGAGACAGUAAUAUAUCCUAUUCCUUCGGCACAUGUUAUAGAAUUGGUCAAAUUUCCAGAGAAUCUGCAAAUGAUCAUUUUCAUUUCGGAAUUCUUGAUGUUGGUGGUAACCAGCGUGGGAAACCUUGGCAGCGAUGGAUUUUUCUUUGGUAUCGUGUUUCACCUGUGCGGUCAAGCAGAGGUGUUGAAAAUGGAGUUUAGCAGAGUGGUUGAUGCAAACGGAAAAAUUGUGGAGAAUUUUCACCUGUUACUAAAGAGGCACAACUAUUUAUUGAAACUGGGAGAGAUGCUAAGCGACACCAUCAGCGUGGUCUUAGCCAUACAGCUGUCAACUAGUUGCAUACUUAUUUGCACUUGCGGAUUUCAGUUUCUCCUGGUUUUACAAGAAGGAAAUACCAUGUUGUCGGCGAAAACAUUGUUCGUAUUAAACGCCCUGAUGAUACAACUGUUCGCAUUUAGUUACGUGGGUGAUUACUUGAAGUGCCAAAUGGAUAGUAUCGGAUACUCUUUGUACAAGUGUGGCUGGUACAUGCUUCCAUCGAACGUGGCUAAGAAUAUUACAUUCGUGAUACUAAAAGCUCAGAAACCAAUGCAUCUGAUGGCUGGAAAGUUCUUCGUCGUCAAUCUGGAGGGUUUUAUGAGCAUUCUGAAGACUUCGAUGUCGUAUCUGUCGGUACUCCGCGUAAUGAUAAACACAUGAUUCUUCUGUCUUAGUUGUCGGGCAUGCGCUUUGGGCACUCGAGACAAUUUAAUUAAAAAAAGUAAGUGCGGUAAUGUAAUGAUUUAAGAAGCAGCUAUGUAAACAUAAUAAAGUAUCACCGCGAA